Delphinapterus leucas (beluga whale) is the source of this 2324-nucleotide messenger RNA. The record is from RefSeq and is a predicted model, not a curated record. NCBI's taxonomy places the organism in Eukaryota, Metazoa, Chordata, Mammalia, Artiodactyla, Monodontidae.
AGAAGUGUCACUGGCCCUGAUUGGGACCCCGUACGUAGCCGGUUCUCUCCCCGCUAGCGGCCUGCCCCCGCUGCUUGGCGGGCUAGGACAGGGGAAAUGUUGCAGGAGGAGUCGGAUCUCGCUCUCAUUAUUGCCCAGAUAGUCCAAAAGCUCAAGGGCUCCAAUUUGUACGCUCAGUUGGAACGGCAGGCCUGGGCCAGUCUUCAGAGACCUGAGAUUAAACUUGAAUCACUAAAAGAAGAUAUUAAGGAAUUCUUUAAAAUAUCAGGUUGGGAGAAGAAACUUCAGAAUGCUGUGUACAGUGAACUGAAUGUGUUUCCUUUACCCAGUCAUCCUGCUGCACCUCCUGAACAUCUUAAAGAACCUUUGGUAUACAUGAGGAAAGCACAGGGAAGUUGGGAAAAAAGAAUUUUGAAGAGUUUAAAUAGUAUGUGCACUGAAUUGAGUAUCCCAUUGGCACGAAAGAGGCCAGUUGGAGAACAGAAAGAACUUCUCAAUAAAUGGAAUGAAAUGGGAACUGAUGAGCCAGAUUUAAGCCUUUUCAGGCCUGUUUAUGCACCUAAGGAUUUUCUCGAGGUUUUAAUUAAUCUUCGCAACCCAAAUUAUGAAAAUGGUGAUUCUCAUAGUUUCAGGACUCAUUUGGGUUUAAUCCAAGUUCCUCUCAAAGUAAAAGACAUCCCUGAAUUGAAAGAAUUCUUUGUGGAACUUGGCUUAACUGCCGGGCAACUUGGUAUAGAUGACUCUACACAAGUGCCUCCUGAACUUUUUGAAAAUGAGCAUGUACGUAUUGGGCAAAAAGUUCUAUCAGAACAAGAUAGUGCUGCUGCUCAACAGUAUAUCAGACAAGGAAGUCCCACAGCCCUGAGAGCUGAAUUAUGGGCUCUCAUUUUGAAUAUUUCCAGCCAACCUGAGGUAUUACUUUGUUUCUCCCGAGAUACAUCUGUGUUGGGUCACUUUGCAUACAACAGUGCUUCACCACCGAAAUCAUACAUAAGAGGAAAACUAGGACUAGAAGAAUAUGCCGUCUUUUAUCCACCAAAUGGUGUAAUCCCUUUUCAUGGAUUUUCAAUGUAUGUUGCACCACUUUGUUUUCUGUACCAUGAACCUUCCAAAUUGUAUCAGAUAUUCCGUGAGAUGUAUGUGCGUUUUUUCUUCAGACUUCAUUCCAUCUCUUCUCAUCCUUCUGGUAUCGUGUCACUCUGUCUGCUGUUUGAAACUCUUCUUCAAACUUAUCUCCCCCAACUCUUUUAUCAUCUACGAGAAAUUGGGGCUCAACCACUUCGCAUAUCAUUUAAAUGGAUGGUUCGAGCUUUUUCUGGAUACUUAGCUACAGAUCAACUCUUGCUUUUGUGGGAUAGAAUCCUAGGGUACAACUCUCUGGAAAUUCUUGCUGUCCUGGCAGCUGCUGUGUUUGCUUUCCGAGCAGUGAACCUGAUGGAGGUGACAUCACUGGCUGCAGCUGAAGCAGUUCUUGCUGACCUUUCUACUUUAAAAGUUAUGCCUCUUCUUCAAAUUUUUCUGUUUGCUACUGUCACCUGAUCUUCUUCAAGGUCACUGACAACACAUCUAGUUUUUCAUUAGAAAGUAAUCAUGAACUAUGCAAACUCUGCAUAAAACCAAAAUUAAACUUUGCAUAUAAGCCAAUAAAGAUCAUGUUCCUCCUCAGUUAAACCUAAGUAGUUUUUCACUUUUUGAAACAAUAACCCUGCACACCACGUAUUGCACUGCAUGCUGCUGAUUUUCAAGAGAGAAGCAGUAGAUAUAACUUCUGCUAAAUUGAGCAUACAUAGCAUAGAUAACCCUGGCUUGUAAAAGGCAUGUAACAAUAUAUGCAAUAAGAACUAAAGAUACUGUAAUAAACUUGAAUAGGUAAUGUAGCCUCUGGGACAGUUCUUUUAUGUCAGCUUGUAAAUUUAUCUCUAGAUAAUGAAUCAUUUUGUCUUAUAAAUUGCAUUUCACUCAAAGCCAGGGGUGGGGUAGGAUGUGGGAAGACUUGAAAAAGAUAAUGCUUUUAAGUGGGAAUUCAAAUGUACUUUGGUGUUUUUAACAACUUUUCUCUCAUCAGAAAUCUAGAUCCCUCUCCAUUUUAUUUCUCUCUCUAUUGGGGAAGGUCAAAUACAGUUGUCUCCAUCUGACAGUUUUAUUCAUCACUUUCUGAAAAAAGAAAAUAGAAUGAUCCCUUUAAAUUUCUCAACCUUCCAUCUCUUAGUUAGAAGACUUGACGCUGCUGAGAUCUGUUGCCAGAUUCCAUUACUUUGGAAGUUUACAAAGAGGACACCCAAGGACUCAAUGAAGGGAAUGAAAAAUCAAAACCAUAUGCACUU